Messenger RNA from Pangasianodon hypophthalmus (striped catfish), 4813 nucleotides. RefSeq names its product protein phosphatase 1, regulatory (inhibitor) subunit 1C (gene ppp1r1c). The coding region runs from base 16 to 1104 and encodes 362 amino acids. Lineage: Eukaryota; Metazoa; Chordata; Actinopteri; Siluriformes; Pangasiidae. The transcript has 7 exons. Gene Ontology annotation, biological process: intracellular signal transduction. Gene Ontology annotation, molecular function: protein phosphatase inhibitor activity. The record is from RefSeq and is a predicted model, not a curated record. Gene Ontology annotation, cellular component: cytoplasm.
UGAGGCCACACACACAUGCACACACACACACACACACACACUCACACACUCUUACAGAGAGGCCAGAGGGCAGAAGAUAACCGAGGGAGUCCUGAAUGCUUGGCGCUAGAGAAAGUGUUUUAUGGAGGAGUGAGAGAAACAAACCAACAGACUAAUUCCAUCUUUUUAUUACUCUGUACUCUCUUUCUUUCUUUCUUUCUUUCUUUCUCUCUCUCUCUCUCUCUCUCUCUCUCUCUCUCUCUCUCUCUGUCUCUCUCUCACUGCGUGGUGGAACAGGAGAAGGCGGGCGGUCCAGGAGGGAGACUAAUCACCGGCUCUCAUAAGGAGGGGGCCAGUGGAGAGUGGAGCGGCUGUAUGCGUGACCACACAGCUGCUCUUUGUCCUUUUCACUCUGUUUCUUUUACCCUCACACUCUGCUUUCCACUCUCCGUUCUUCCGUUAACUCUCAACACCAUGGAGCCCAACAGUCCUAAGAAGAUCCAGUUUGCCGUCCCGCUGUUUCAGAGCCAUUUGGACCCUCAGGCAGCAGAACAUAUACGCAAACGAAGGCCCACUCCAGCCACUCUUGUCAUCUAUAACGACCCCAAUGCAUCAGAUGAUAAGCAGUCGGCAAGUGGUCAGUCAGAGACUCAACUGUCUCCGGCCCAGAGGAAGACCAGUGUGUACACACCACCCACCAUGAGAGAACUGCAGUUGGUGGUGGAGCAGCACUUUCAGAGACACGAGCAGACGGAGGCAGGGCUCUCUGACAGCCCAGACACGCCCAGUCCAAUCGCAGCACAGCAGCCCAAUGGUGCCGCGGCCCAGUGGGCCAAUCACAGCUCCCCAGAGUCUUAUGUCAGUUGUGAUGGACAGGCAGGGAGCAGUGAGGCGGGUGGUAAAGAUCAUGCCAACAAACAGAGAUCCAGUGAGGAGGAGAGUCCCCAUCUUCCCAAACUCACUCAUUCCUACCUGGACACGCUGUCUGAGGAGCCGACAGACAGAGAAGCAGUGGACCAGCCGAGCACCACAGGAGUGAUGAUGAAAGGUGAGGCAGGCUUUUCUUUGGCCCUUCAGGAGGAAGAGGAGACUUUCCCCGAGGAUCAAGCCACACAGGAGGAGUAACACACUGAUCAAUUUUUAUCAUGGCUUUAUCAAUUCCUGAGUUUUAAAACUGUUUAUUAACCAUCAGAUUUGUUCUUUGCGUCAUCUUUUUUGAAUUUUAUACAUCUGUAAACAUAUUUGUAUAGACAACUAUAUCAGAACUAUCCUGUCUAUAGCAAAGGGAGUGUUUUUCUACUGAAGAAACGUCUUUCUUUUGUGUUUCUGCAUCUACAUCAACAUGGCCUUUACACCAAAGUAGAGAUUGUACGGAAAUGCAGAGGCUGUAAAAAUCGCAGAGCCAUAUACAGCGUCAGUGUUUAUUGAGAAGCAAGAAAAGUGCUUCAGUGUUUAUAAGUGUUACUGAAUUAGUAAUUAAUUCCAACAGUGCUAGCUCAGCUGAUGAAGAACUUCUGCCUGAAACAUCCUUCUGCUCAUUAAACUUUCUUUACUCUUCAGCAAUUCUAUCCACAACCCAUACAUCUUAUAUAUCUAGGGAUGUACCCGUCUUGUUUUUUUUUCUUCUUCUUCUUUUUUUUCUGUACUCAGACCUUUGAGUUUUUGGUCAGUACAAUUCUAACAUUUUGGAUGGAGUCUCAAAUUUGGACAUUGAAUACUGAUCCAAUCCUAUAUUUCAGACUAAUAUUGGAAUCAGAAGAGUGUAUUCCAGUUUGCUAUUAUUAAUACCAGCUUUUGUUUCAAGUUUCUAGAGAACUAGAAAGCUUUGGACAAAAGUCCUUAGUCGGAUGUACAAGCCCAGUGUUUCUAAGGCUGUUGGAGGUGAAACCAGCUGAUAUUUGAAAUCGUAUAUUUGUUGCAAAAAUGUGAUAUGGGGUUUUAAAGCUCCAAGAGUGUAGAUAUAGACAUUUAAGCAGUAGACCAAGAGUGUGUCAUGAAUAACAAGCAAUAUUUGUUGGUGUGAUUGGGUAGAUCUUCUUAUCCAUGGCGUUAUUCACGACCACAUAUCGGCCGUCGAGUGUUCUAUUACUUUUAUACAACAGUUUAUACAAAAAUGAGGAAAGAAGUAAAGCAAAAAAAAAAAUACAUUGUUUCAAAUAUAUAUUUGUGAUAUCUGCAAUUUCUUCUACCACAAAGUAGUUACACCACAAGUGUUGUGAUGCAACAAAGUAUUGUGGAAAGGUGAAUAAAAAGAUUUUGUCUAGCCUGUAAUGUAGCUAAGGCCAACUGAUAUGUAUUUUUAUAUUACUUGCUGUAAGAUUUACAGUAAUUUAUGGGCAGCAAUGUUGCAAAACAUACAGUAUAACUGUAAAACAUAUUUACAGCAAAGUACUGUAUAAUCUUUACAGAUAAUUCCUUUUUUUUGUAGUGUAUUACUGUAUGAUUUCAGUUAAACUACUUGUAAAUAUGACUACAGUAUAAAAUAAAACAUAAUCCAGUACAUUUGCUCAUUUGCCCAAGGUUAAGGGUCUUGCUCAAGGACCUGACCAUGGCAGUGUGAUCACAUGACCUUCUUAUCUGUAAUUUAAAGCCUUGACCACUGAGCCACCACAACUAGCUCAGCUAACUUGCACUGCUUCACGUUAAAGUUAAAUGUAAUAAAGUUAAAUUCAAGGUUGACGUGGAGAAAUUUUACCAUUCUAAUCCCAGCCGAAAACGUUCGAUAUCCCAUUAUGCAUUGCAGUUUCUGGUAUUUUACUGUAAAACAGUGCACUGUCUAGUUGUUUAGAGUGCAAAUCUGUAAAAUAAAACAGUAUUUUGCUGUAAAAUAAAUCUUGUAAAUUGACAGCAAUUGUUUUACAAUAUACUUACAAAUUAAACAUAUAUUGCAACUUCUCUGGAAACAGUAUUUAACAGAUUAAUCUCUGUGUAAACUUGACGUAAGUAAUUCACAGUAUGAGGGAGAAAAUUCACUUUUCUUCUUGAUUUACCAGCUAAUGAACCGAUAUUGUAUUUGUCAAUAGCAGCAAGGAUUAUUAAAUGUAUAGAAAUAUUAUUUAUGAUAUCAUUUUUGACCUCAAGGGACAGUUGAAACUGCUGCAGGCUGUAUUUGUCCAUGCCUGAUGCAGGCAUUCGGUACAAAACAUGAAUAAAACAAAUCGAUGGUCACAGUUACAGCCUAUGCUACUGUUUUUAUAAUAGAAAUAUUUACAAUAAAUUCAUAAGAAUUUAUAAUAAAUUUUAUAAUAAUAAUUAUACUCUCACACACACAUCUGACAAAAGCAGGCCAAAAGAUCUUUUGUGUAUCUUUUGAGAUCUCUCAAAGUGGAUCUCUCAAGUAUCUUUUCUAAUAUUCUGUAAUCUUUUCUAAUUCUACUUUCUAUUUUUAAUGAUUCAAAGCAGUGUAUAGUAAUGUAACUGUUGCUGUUUCUUAGCAACCCAGGGUCAGCACCAUGAUGCAGAUUUGGUGAAACCAUGCUAUUAUGUCUAGAACACAUUUCAGUUAAUCAGAUUGUGUGAAACUAACUGUUGUAUAAACUUUAGAUAUGUAGAAUUUUUAUGGAAUGUUAUUGAAUAUUAAACGUUUCACCUCCUACAGAUUCAAAAGCCGCUAAUGAAAAACUUUUGUCCCGAACUUUUUUCUUGUUUCUCUUGAAACUUCAUGUACAACUUUGGAAUUUUGCAUGUACUUACUUAUACAAGUAAAUACAGGAUUUUUCCUGUUUUAUAAGUUCUAAUUAUGAAGUACUCAGUUGGAGAUUGGGUUUAAAAUAUUACAAAAAUAUUUUUAGCUUUAUGUUGGUAUUAAAUUCAUGCACAGGCAUCAACUUUCACUAUUUUUUUUUUUUUUUUUCAUUUUAGAAACUAAUUUGAAUAAAAAUAGAGAAAAUUGAUGACUGUGCAUAAAUUUAAUACCAAAGUGUACUUUUUUUUUUUUUUUUUGAAAAAUCAGGUGUUUCUGUUCUUUUGACUAGUACUGUAGAUGAGCUCAUGAACUUUAGCUUUCAUAAUCUUUUCAUUUCAAAGGACCAAUAAUAUGAAGCCAUGAGUUUGAAGAGCAGGAAUGUUAUGGUAAUGCUUUACAUUAACGUUCCUUUACCUAACAUUAUAUACCGCAUUAGUUAAUAUUAACAAGUGUUCACCAUCACAUUAAAAACAUAAGUAAUGAGUAAUGUGUAUUCAGUCCAUGACUAAAAUAAGUAUAUAAAUGAGCAUGAAAAUUCCAAAUUUAACACUCCUAAAUUUUGAUAAUUUACUGAAUUUUGGUUUCCAGGUGAAAAUAUUGCAAUUUGCUUUUCAGCCUCAGUUCUGAGUUUCGAUAGUUAACAACAAUGUUCAUUAAGCUGUUGUUCAUGUUGAUCAUUGUGCGCUUUAUUUUAUUCGCUGAUGUUAUUAAUGUUGGUGUUGAAUAUUCGGCUUAUUACUUAAAACAUCAAUUAAUACAAGUGUGAGUUCCUUUGUUAAUGUUACUUAUAGUGUAUUCAUGUUGAAGUUCUCUGUUUCUUCAUGUUAAUGUAUUAAAGGGUUCAGUUAAAGGAACCUUAACGUUAAAGCGUUACCAAUUAUGCUUUAAGAUGAAAUACUUUAUAAAUGGUCAUCAACACACUGGUGAUGAGGGUGUGAGGGUGUAAAUACUGCAUGAAAACAAUUACAAUGACAGUGUUAUUUCCAGGCCACAGUAUUGUGCUGAUAUUGUAUUAAUAAAUCAGCUCUGCAUUUUUACAAAUGAUGUGCCAAGAUGAAUUUAGUGUAACAAUUUGUUGUCCUUUUCCUGUCAGACAGCCAGCAGCUUGAUCUGAUUAAAAAGAAAUAAACUUUGCAUUUUCUUCACCAA